ACUAAAAAUACUGAAAUUCACAGUUAAAGGACAAAUAAACAUGAUUUUCAUGUAUGCAAAUGAACCGUAUGUCAUUGGUACAGUGUCUCUGAGCUGUGGAUCAUAAUCGUACAGCUUCAUAUGUGAACGGAUGAAUCUCUCUCUUCUCUUGGACUGUGGACUUUCAUCUCAAGAAUGUAAUAAGAAAAUGAUUUAAGAUUUAAGAUUUACUACCAAAAUCUGUUGAAUCGAAAAUUCAACACUUGCAUCUUUAUCAGGCUGUUUUUAGGAAUUAUGUCUCGACAAAAGCAGAAUUUGCUGUGGCUGAUGAUCGUCUGUUGUGCAUCACACCAGAUAAGCUGCUCAAAAAUAAUACUAGUUGGCGACAAUUUGACAGAUACAUGUUUCGGGGACUCAUGUAACAAAGAUAUUAAUCUGACAUGUCCAUCAGGUUGUCAUACAAAAAUAGAGAAUGUUUGCACAAUGAAUGUCAAAAUAAACACAUCUUCUCUAGGACACUGUGAAACACGUGGCAAUAAACAUAGUUUCAACAUAGCAAACUAUGGAGGGAAAUAUGAAGUAAGAAUGAAUGAGACGACUGAAGACAUGGAGCUGUGUUUUUUGCCAAAUGAAUCAAAAUGUCAGCUAUCAAAGGUCCCGGUAGACACUUUGAUUUGCAACACCACAGCCUCCGCCUGCACCCUAAAUGCAAACCCAAACACAGGUUGUCUGAAAUUACCUUCUGUUGAUCCAAAUAAGACAUGUGAAAAAGCUUCAUAUGACAGUGAUCUAUGCAGCAGGAAAGAAGGAAGCAAAUAUGUUCUGCAUUUAAACGGGAGUGAAUGGAUGUGUGUCAGCUGUGAUGAUGAAAGAUCAACUACUGUCAGACCGACGUCACAAACCACCACUAAAAAUCCAACUACACGUUUCACACCAAUGUCACAAACCACCACUAAAAAUCCAACUACCAGUUUCACAGCACCCAAGAUAACUUACAAUCCAACUAUUAGUUCCAAACCAUCGGUGACAAUCCAACUACCAACUACCAUUCUCCAAACAUCUGAGAUAAUUUACAAUCUAACUACAGAUGAUCUAAUAGACACGGAUGGAUUUAUUAAUCCCUCAAAAGCAUCAGAUGCCAUGAACAAUCUGGAGUCUAUAAUGGAAGAGAACAAUACAAGCAAUGCACAGAUCAUCAUGGGGGAUGUUAUUGGUCUUCUUCACAUACAAGACGAGAACACAGAAACCAGAGACAUGUGUUACUCUUCAGAUCCAAACAGGAUAGAUUUUGUUGACUGUCAAAGUGACUGGAAGACAGACAUUCCCUGGUCUGUAAAGAUUCCCAGUGAGGCCUUUAAUAAAUCAAGACUGGAACACAAAGGCAGGGCAUCACUGGGAGUUCUACGGUUCAAAAACAUGGGAAAGGAUGAAACUAAAAAUUACACUGUUUUAAACAAUGAGGUUUAUGGAAUAACGAUGUGCACCAAUAUCUCCAAUCUUGCCAACAAUAUAGAAAUGUUCUUUACACAGAAUGAUCUGGUCGGUGAGGCAUCCUGCAGAUCUUGGGAUGGAAAAGGAAAUCUUACAUGGACGACGUCUGGCUGUGAGACAGUAAAAGUCGACAAUAACACCAUAAAGUGCUCGUGUUCACAUCUGACGUUCUUUGCAGUGCUGAUGUCUCUGCCAGAUAGAAACAUCACAGCGCCGUAUGUGAAAUCAUUGAGCUUCAUCACUUCUAUCGGCUGCGGCAUCUCCAUGUUUUUUCUGUCCGUCGCUCUGUUCAUGCAUUUCCUGUUACGGAAAGCCAAAUCAAAUCAGGCCACGAAGAUCUUGAUGAACAUGUUUGUGGCUUUGUUUCUCCUGGAUUUAUCCUUUUUGUCAAACGAGAGCGUCGCCAACACAGAAGUCAAGGCUGCGUGUGUCUUCAUAGCGCUGCUCAUGCAUUACUCCAUGCUGACUACAUUCACCUGGUUCUUCAUUCAAGCUCUUCAUAUGUACUUAUGGCUCAUCAGACAGAACGUCACCAUCACAAACUACAUGAGGAAGAUCACCGUGUUCGGCUGGACAUUUGCAGCUCCAAUAGUCAUAACUGUAGUUUCAUUUGGAGGAUAUAAAGCAGUGAUUAUAAACACAACAUCUGGAAAUAACACACAAAUGUGCUGGACUACAGAUCCUUUAAUUCACUACAUAGUGAACAUUGGCUACUACGCUUUAGUCUUCAUCUUCACGGCUGGAAUCUUCAUCAUGAUCGUCACUAGGAUUGUCCAAGCCCGACACAUAAGAGCACCUGAUGGCAAGAGAAAGACGUUCAGAAAGCAGCUCAUGAUGGUGUUGAGUUUGUUCCUGCUCUUCGGCCUGACGUGGGCUGUGGCGUUCUUCAGUUAUGGAGUGAUGCUCAUUCCCUCAUAUUACAUCUUCACUGUGCUGAACUCAUUUCAGGGGUUUUUCCUCUUCCUGUAUUACUACAACAUUCACAAUGACGUUGGGGGAAAUUUCUCUGAUGAUCCAGAAGGCUCCGGCUCCACCACAACCAUCGUUCAAUCCAGAAAUAAUGCUGUGGAAAAUAUUUAUAAUAAGCAUAAUUAAGACAUGAUGCUUUCUUUGACUUUCUAAGAUUGAUGUGUACAGUUGUUGUUUAAGGGGAAACUGUAUUUUCACCAAAAUCAGACCCAAGAACAACAUAAAGACAAAUGUCACUACUGAAUGAGAGGGAACUGUGUAAAUGAUGUAUGUACAUAAAAUUAUGAUCUAAAAAGGGCCAACAUUACUGAAAUCACUCAAAACAAAUAUCUGUGAUGAUCAUUACUGAAACUGUCUGUUAUUGUGAGAGGAUUGAAUUUUGUUGAAUAUUAUUGAUGUUAGAUUUAUUGAGUGUUAUAAUCAUCCUGCUUUCCUGUAUGUUUGAGCGUAUGGAUGACAGUGACACAAACUAUACUGAACCUCUUUCAGAAAACAAAUUUACAUCUUCAGGAUGAAAGUCACACGCCUGGGGUGUCAGAUAUUUGCAUGAUCACGCGGAACAUUUUUGUGGAACAUAUUUGGUUAUUAAAUUCAAGACAAGAAAACAUGUCAAAAUCAGCUAAUAACUUCUACAUUAUUUAACAUGACUUUAAUGUGUUUUAUCUCUGAGAGACUCUCAUGUGAUUGUAAUGAAACUAAUAAAAUCUGUAAGUAAAAUGUCUUAAUCAUGACUAACUUUCAGCAGCUCCAAAAACAUUUAGCCUAUUCAAAUUAGUCAAAGUUGUAAAAAUGUGAAUAUCAUUCAUUAAGUGACCAAAUAUCACAGCAAGUGCCUUUAUUAAAAGGACAUAAAGACAUAAAAACUUUAUGAACAGCAUAUCAGCAUAUACAUUUGGUUUAUUCCUAUGAAUAGUGUUAAAACAUUUUGUGUACGGGAAUAUGAAUCUAUUGCAAAAUAAUCUAAAUAUUGUCUAAU
Molecule: messenger RNA, 3415 nt
Organism: Megalobrama amblycephala (Wuchang bream)
Lineage: Eukaryota; Metazoa; Chordata; Actinopteri; Cypriniformes; Xenocyprididae
Product: adhesion G-protein coupled receptor G2-like
Exons: 17
Coding region: 274-2565 (763 amino acids)
Biological process (GO): cell surface receptor signaling pathway; adenylate cyclase-activating G protein-coupled receptor signaling pathway
Cellular component (GO): membrane
Molecular function (GO): G protein-coupled receptor activity
Source: RefSeq, a predicted model, not a curated record